AUGGAGUAUCGCGAAAUGAGUAUUGUAACUGCUGAAGAGACGACAGAACUUCUUCCCGGACAGGAAGACGAGGACGAGAGCUACUUCGUUGAUUACGCCAUACAGAAGGAAAUCAUCAAUCGCAAUAGGACGCCCACGAGUCGGAGAUUAUUAAGUCAGGCGGCUUGUGAUACUAAUUCCGCGAAUAGUAAUGUGCAGGGGUCUAAUAAGGACUUUCCGGUAAUUAGUUUUAUCCACACUUCAGGACCUAAUUGGCCGCCUUCGCGAAAGCGCGAAGAGGCGCGUGCACUUGAGAAUUUACGUAAACGCGUUGAACAAUCUAAACUAUGCAAGGUCAAUCAGACGGAAACCAGUGGCGAUGCCACUACUUCGCAGGGACAAAUCGAAGAGACCAAUCAGCAACUCGACAAUCGGCCGAAUUUGCUGAAGAAGAUACUCAGUCACAAAACAAUGAGCAUAUAUCACGAUAUCACUGACCUGCAGACUGAUUGGAGGGACAGCGAAUUUAUCACUGAGUGCUUGUGCUGGCAUAAUGUUUAUCGUCAACGUCACAAUGCACCAACUCUGACAAUGUCUCCUCAGUUAUGUGAGCAUGCCCAAACGUGGGCGAAUCACCUAGCCCACACAAAUACAUUCUAUUAUCGAAACGAUCGGGAAAUCGGGCAAAAUCUGUAUUGUCGUCCAGGAGGCGCAGUACCAGGUGAAGUGAACGGUCAGGAAGUCGCGUCUUAUUGGUACUCAGCAGUGAAGCAAUACGAUUUUUUUAAAGAGCCCGAUGUCCUCCACACGAACGUCAAUGCCGGUCACUUCACCCAAGUGAUAUGGGCCAGUAGUCAGUUCUUUGGGGUUGGAAAGGCACGAAGCAGAAGUGGAAAGAUAAUUGUCGUGGCCAAUUAUCAGCCCAUUGGCAAUGUUUCUGGGCAAUUUCAGAGAAAUGUUCUGCCACCGCUUCCAGAUUGCGGAAAUCUUCCCCUGCCACCGCCACCACGUGUCAGACAAUGUGAAGAGCCCAAUCUGUCAGAUGCAUCUAGCAGCAGCAGCAGUUCAAUCAGCACGCAAUAAUACAGACGGGGUAACUGCUUUGUUAAUUUUUGCACUUCGUGGGGUGGAGGGAGAAGUUGAUCCAUCAGUCGAAUAACUCGGCGAACAAUUCGCGUUCUUUAAGAAUAUUCUUUAGAAUCAUUUAUCAUUAUUUAUAAUCAUUUACAAUCAUUUACAAUCAUUUACAAUUAUUUACAAUUAUUUACAAUCAUUUACAGUCCGGUAUCAAUCAUUGGAAUUCUAUAGAAAUUUUCCGCUCCCCUUUUGUCCCCGAAAAAAUAUCAAUUUUUAAUUGUCUGAAUUAUAGAAAAUACGUGGGGAAUUCUCGGUGGUUUUUUUAUGAAAAAUUAUGGACAAGUUAAUUAAUUGACGCAUUGUUCGUUGGGAAUGGUAAAGUACCCCGUUUUUUAAUUAGUCCACACGCGUUGAGCAAUGGAAAGCAGUGGACAUUUUUAAGGACGCCUUAAGAUCUGAAAUGCGUAAUCCAGUACCAGCAUCGAGAUAUGAAAUGGAUGCAAUUGCAUUAGCCUAAUGUUAUGGGAAGGAACAAUCCCAGGAUGUUCACAAAUAUUUCGAACUGUAGGCGAAACUACAAUCAGUUUAACAGAUCGGCAUAUGCGCCGAUGUAUGCUCAGCUCGAUUUAGGUUUAGAGGUUUUGAAAAAUGGCUCAGCUAAGGAUAAUUCCCGAAAUAUGAAAGAGGGAGAACAGGUCUGAGGAUAUCCGAAUCAUUUUGUUUCAGAAUAAUAUUUUAUUAGCUGAUUAUUAUACUCUUAGAGUUUUGCGCAAUUUUCACUUUUUACAAUUCUUUCAUGAGCUCCGAUUGAAAAAAAAAUGGAGUCAUGAUUUUGGUUUCUGAUGAUUUGAGGAUUCAUGUAGAAAGAGUUUAUGUUUUUCUAUUAAAAAUAAUUGCCUUUUUUUUUCUACUGAAUUUUUUCCACACGAGAUGGCAAGAACCGUCCCACUCGGAUAUCCUCUAUCUCCCAGUGAUCAGCAGUAUCAGGAGAAUUUUAAAUGAUAGCAAAUUUAAGUUGAACAAUGCGGUGCCUCUAAUUUUUAAGAGAAUAUCUAUGUAUAAUUACCAGCUAAGCCUAGCAUAAGUGUUUAUCCCUUAGAAAACCGAUAGAGAAGUAAGAGUUCUCAGGAGGAAAAAUAACACUAAAAUACAGAGAAAGCUUUGCGCUAAUUAUUCUUAACGAAAAACAGGUGGAAAUUACAGAGAAAUGACUUUACAAAAAUUUGUUCAUUUUGUAAUAAUAAUUUGUAAUAAUUGAGGACGAUUUAAGAGGUAGAAGCUAUUGGGAAUGUGUGCGCCGCCAUUUUGGUUGAAUACUCUAAUGGAUUCCAAAAAUGGCGGCACUACCACCUCGCAUUUUCAAACAAUUAUUAAAAUUAUUCAUCUCCCUCAAAUCAACUCCAAUUCGUUUUAUAUUGUUUCUAUGGUAGGAACAAUUUUUUUUAACCACUUUGCGGAUAUUUAGUUUCUCUGUCAGCUGCAAAAUCCCGAAGAAAAGUUUUCCCUGUGUCGAGGUGAUAUUUCUACCUUCGAGACUUUUAAGCAAAAACCGUGCAACGACGAAGAGCUUCCGUUUCCGCUCAUCAAAGCUCUGGUAUAGAUUCACUAUUUAUGGUCGACGUAAAUUAUCGAAUAAGUGCGAAGUGGCCUAUGCAUUAAAAAAAUGUAGCAAUCCCUAUAACGACGUGUAAGUAUAUCAAAUGAAAGUUGAAAGAAAGAAUAUGAAUACGCGCAACAAAUACAUGAGAAAUAUUUACUGUUGAAUUUUGAAUAUUCGCUUGAACGAACACUACGGGAGUUCGACGGCUAUAUUUUGAAAAACAUUUUGAGCGUUUAGUCUCUUGGUUGUAGGCUAGCAUCCUUUGAUAUAAUAUUUUAUAUGUUGAUUUUUUUAAUGAUGAGGAGGGUAUAUAAACCAUCGAUUGCAGCCUAUACAGCUAAUGAAAAUAUGUUCAUCUUGGAGAGCUCAACAGCCUUAUGAUAAUGAUUAGUACGUAUUGUUGACAUGUUGCUGUGGAUAGAUAUAUGUGAGCUUAAAUUAUUUAUGGAAUCUAUUUCAAUUAAUUAGAUAAUCAAUUUAUUCAUUACGUAUACAUCACAUCGUGUGGACUAGCCCAGGAAAAUCAUGGAAAAUCAUUGGCUGGAUUUUAAACUUUCUAUCCAACACUACGGACAUAUUUUCUACAUAAGUACUCUUAAAUUUUCCAUUUUUUAUUUUUCAAUUGCAUUUCUUGAAGUUGGAAAAAGUUAAAAAGAACUUGUCGGAUUAAUCCGGAAUUUUAUAGAAUUUCGGUAGAAAUUCAAUAGAUAUUCUUAGAGAAAUCGCACUAUCUAUCAAAUUUUUUCAUGUCCACACUUUGUAAUGAAGAAAAUCGUCUCGAUACUCCCCGGAGUAAUUCGCUGACACCAAUCAACUAGCAAUUGCAAUCAACUCUGAAUUAGCGAUUUUUCGUGAUAAUUAGGGAAUAGAUUAUUAAAAUACUUUUGGAUCAUACAAUCGCUGAAGUUGUUGCUUGAAGCUGAGUCUUCCGUACGCUAAUCAAUUUUUUAUAUUACGAAAUUACAUAGACGCCGCAUUAUCGAAAUAGUUUCGAGUGAUAACCGUUGUUGAAUGUUGAAAGUUGGAGUGUUUUA
Messenger RNA from Fopius arisanus, 3690 nucleotides. RefSeq names its product repressed by EFG1 protein 1. The coding region runs from base 1 to 1062 and encodes 353 amino acids. Gene Ontology annotation, cellular component: extracellular region. NCBI's taxonomy places the organism in Eukaryota, Metazoa, Arthropoda, Insecta, Hymenoptera, Braconidae. The record is from RefSeq and is a predicted model, not a curated record. The transcript has 5 exons.